AUGCACAGAUGCACUGCUGCAACUAGCAAUUUUUGUUGGUGAUAAUUAGAAAAUGCAAAUUGAGAAAGUUACCGGGUCGUCUGUACCGACCCGAUACAGGAAAAAACGGGUACAAAUCGGAUUUAAUAUUACAUUUCUUUAAAAACGGGUCGGACCCACAGUUUUAUAAGCAAGAAAGAGAGAGAGAGAGAGAUGCAGAAGAAGAAGAAGAAGAAGAAGAAGCUGUGGAGAGAGAGAGAGAGAGAGUCAUAUGAUCCGUUUCUUCUUUAAAGACACAGAAAGAGAGAGAGAGCGAGAGUACGGAUACAUUUCAGAAAACAAGAAGCAAGAAGAAGAAGAAGAAAGGAAGAGGAAAAUCCGGGCUGUACCCGAAUACCCAUCUCUCUGAACUCGGGUUCCAAAGUUGUUGUCUUUCUUUUGCCCCUUCUUGGAUUUGGCGUUCAAAGAAACAAACAAACAGCAAAGCAACAACAAGCACUUUGGUCUGAAACGAGGUUCCUUGUUCCUGCAUAGGAAUAUAGGAUAGGAAGAGUGAGAAUCCCUUAACCUCCUCCUCUGUUUAUAAGAAGAAGUGGUCUCACAUUGACCUCUUCUAAAUUCGUCAACCAUCCUCUUGGGUCUUCUUCGGUUCAGGGGAGGCUUAUAUUGACUUUUUUUGCAAAAAGAUUGAAUUGUGAAUCAGAGAUCUAUCCAUCUCUGUAUGAAGCUGAAGAACAAUGGGUGAUGGUAACCUCAAGAAAAGCAAGCUGUCAUGGCCCAAAACGUUGGUCAAGAAAUGGCUCAACAUCAAGAGCAAAUCAGAAGAUUUUCACGCAGACGACUUGGACAGAGGUGAAGGUGGUGGAGAUUGGAGGAACAAUGUCAUUGAAAGAGAGGAAGCAUGCUCUGUCCGUAAAAGCAAAACUGAGACUCGGAGCAAAAGGAACAGCGGAAGAGCCAGACGAAACAAACUCGAUGUCGAUCCACCGCUUGAUCAUCUUAGGGUUUUUACUGCCACAUGGAAUGUCGCCGGCAAAUCUCCGCCGAGUUAUUUAAAUCUCGACGAUUGGCUUCACACUUCUCCUCCUUCCGACAUUUACGUUCUUGGCUUCCAAGAGAUCGUUCCUUUGAACGCCGGCAACGUUUUAGGCACCGAGGACAACGGACCCGCCAGGAAAUGGGUCUCUCUCAUCCGAAGAACCCUAAACAGCCUUCCCGGCGGAAGCUGCCAGACUCCUUCUCCUGUUCCCCACCCGGUCGCCGAGCUCGACUCUGACUUUGAAGGCGACUCAGCCGCUGGUGCUAACUCGUUAUUCUACCAUCGGAGCAGGAGCAUGAGGAUGGACGCGUCUGCAUCAUCCCUGCCACAGCAGUUUGACCGCAGAUUCAGCGUCUGUGACCGUUUCAUGCUGGGCGACACACCUGACGACUUCUACGACCAGAGCUUUAGGUAUUGCUCCUCUGAAGACGAGCCAGCAGAUUCUCCUUGUCAUGAUCACUAUUCCCCUGUCUCGAGGACUGGUUCCUUUGUGGCAGACGACAGAGACAAAGGAAGAGACAAGUCUAAGUACUGUUUAGUGGCCAGUAAGCAGAUGGUUGGGAUAUUCUUAACCGUUUGGGUCAAGAGUGAUCUAAGGGACAGUGUCAACAACCUCAAAGUGUCUUGCGUUGGGAGAGGCUUGAUGGGUUAUCUUGGAAACAAGGGCUCCAUUUCGAUCAGCAUGUCCGUUCACCAGACAAGCUUCUGCUUUGUCUGCAGCCACUUGACGUCUGGUCAGAAAGAAGGAGACGAGCUGAGAAGAAACUCUGAUGUUUUGGAGAUUCUAAGGAAAACCAGAUUCCCUAGAGUGAACAAUGCCGGCGACGACAAGUCUCCUCAGAUGAUUUCAGAACACGAUCGGGUAAUCUGGCUUGGAGACUUGAACUACCGUAUAGCUCUUUCUUACCGGUCUGCAAAAGCUCUUGUCGAGAUGAGAGAUUGGAGGGCCUUGCUUGAGAAAGACCAGCUACGGAUAGAACAACGAAAAGGCUGUGUCUUUGAAGGAUGGAAGGAAGGGACUAUAUAUUUUCCACCAACUUACAAAUACUCUAACAAUUCAGAUAUUUAUGCUGGCGAUGAUCGCCUUCCCAAGGCCAAGAGACGCACUCCAGCAUGGUGUGAUCGCAUACUCUGGCACGGGAGUGGUAUCAGUCAGCUGUCAUAUGUUCGCGGGGAAUCAAGGUUCUCUGAUCACAGACCAGUCUACAGUUUGUUCUCAGUAGAGAUUGAAUCGGCAUAUAGAAACCGUAUCAAGAAAAGCUCCAGUUACACCAGCUCUAGGAUCGAAGUUGAGGAACUUCUUCCUCAACGCUAUGGAUAUUCUGAGCUUAACCCGUACUAACGAUUCAUCAUCGGUCCUGAAUCCGUUUGUAGACAGACCCCAAGGGAGGAUUCAAUAUUUCUAAAGCCUGAACAAAAGAAAAAUGGUAACUAUAUUUUUGAUGAUCAAUGAUUAUGGAAAUUUCAGGUUGGUGUUGCUCUUGUUUUCUGAUAUCAUCAACUGGUCUUUUUUGCGGGAUAUAUCAGGGGUUGGAGAUUUGUGAAUCAUAGAAGAGUCAUGGAAAGGUCAGAUAUUGGUCAAGAUCUCUGGUGCCUAAGCCCUGUUUCUCGGUGACAAACAGGAGAAGAUUCGAGUGAAAACAGAAGAGAGUAAAAAAGUAUAGCUUCAGCGCUGAACAAGUAAUAUCUUUAGGAUUAUAGAGAAGUGACCAGUUUUUUUGGUUUAAAACCCAUUAGUUAUCUCUCCAUAAGAUUGUAGGAUUCGUCAAACUUGUGUAUAGUUGUAUGCUUUGUAAAUAUAAUGGAUUCUUUGUAAGGGACCAAUGGGUUUAGAUUGGAAAGAGCAGAGUUAAAAAAAAAGUUUUUUGCAGUUUCUUGUCC
This is a messenger RNA of Arabidopsis thaliana (thale cress), 2899 nucleotides long. RefSeq names its product DNAse I-like superfamily protein. Gene Ontology annotation, molecular function: phosphatase activity; inositol-polyphosphate 5-phosphatase activity. The record is from RefSeq and is marked reviewed. Bases 717 to 2360 code for a protein of 547 amino acids. Gene Ontology annotation, biological process: phosphatidylinositol dephosphorylation. The transcript has 10 exons. NCBI's taxonomy places the organism in Eukaryota, Viridiplantae, Streptophyta, Magnoliopsida, Brassicales, Brassicaceae.